This is a messenger RNA of Pistacia vera, 468 nucleotides long. Its product is annotated as cytochrome P450 71D7-like. The transcript has a single exon. Lineage: Eukaryota; Viridiplantae; Streptophyta; Magnoliopsida; Sapindales; Anacardiaceae. Gene Ontology annotation, molecular function: iron ion binding; monooxygenase activity; oxidoreductase activity, acting on paired donors, with incorporation or reduction of molecular oxygen. The record is from RefSeq and is a predicted model, not a curated record. Bases 1 to 468 code for a protein of 155 amino acids.
AUGAAACUCUUGAAGUUAGUGAUAAAAGAGACUCUGAGACUGCGUCUUCCUAUUCCUUUAUUGGUUCCAAGAGAAUGUGGUAAGAGAUGUGUGAUUAAUGGAUUUGAUAUACACAUCAAAACUAGAGUCAUUGUCAACGCAUGGGCAAUUGGAAGAGAUCCGAAAUAUUGGAGUGAACUUGAGAGCUUUAGUCCAGAGAGAUUUCUGGAUUGUUCUGUUGACUUUAAGGGGACUAAUUUCAAAUACAUCCCAUUUGGUGCUAGUAGGCGAACGUCUCUAGGAAUAUCAUUUGGUCUUGCUGACACUAAGCUUCCACUAGCAAUGUUAUUGUACCAUUUUGAUUGGAAACUUCAGAAUGGAAUGAAACUUGAAGAUUUGGAUAUGACUGAGAAAUUUGGUUCAACAACAAGAAGAAAAGAGGAUCUUCACAUCAUUCAUGUUCCUCAUCAUCCUUCCACAAAUGCAUAA